Molecule: messenger RNA, 2104 nt
Organism: Colletotrichum scovillei
Lineage: Eukaryota; Fungi; Ascomycota; Sordariomycetes; Glomerellales; Glomerellaceae
Exons: 1
Coding region: 1038-2090 (350 amino acids)
Molecular function (GO): hydro-lyase activity
Source: RefSeq, a predicted model, not a curated record
GUUCGGCCUAAGACUCUCCCCGAUACCAAAUGUGAGCGAUUUCCGUGUCUUUUGAUCAGCAGAAAGCUCUACAAUUCAUGCAUUGUCAGUUUCUAUGAGGGUACGGCGGAUCAUUGUAAGUCUUUCACAGACCUCCGUCGUGGAAGGCCUCAAUCAGGUAAGGCCCGCCCUCGGCUUCGCGUUUGUGCCAGAAGCCCUAUCAUUGAGGACAGAGGAAACUUGUUCAAAUCAUUCUGAUACCGACGUAGCGAUUAUUCUCAAGUUUUCUGAUUCGUUCAUUUGACCAAGUACAUCCUUGUGAAGAAGCCGGACCCGCAUCCUCCGACUUCCGUCGAAUUCGGCUCCAUCCUGCCCAGGCUUUUCAGAAGCAUAUGUGCAUCACACUUAACACAGCGGCCAACAAGUGCGAUUCACUUCGGAGCUCACGACAAGAGACAAGAAGCCUGAGAAGAUUGAAAUGUCUCGUAAACUCUUCACAAAUGAGUUUCGGCUAAACCAGGGUUCAUUUAAGCCCCUAUCACUGUUUUAGCGACUACCCUUUUUUACCAAAGCCACUCGCAGUCAGCUUCCAGUCCAGCUAAUUGAUAUGAGCAUUAUUCAGUCCGCAAAAAGUCUCAAAAUCUAACAAAACCUUGGAGUCUCCUAUCAUCUGGAAAAUGAAAAACCGCGGUUUUUUUGGCAUCUUGCUUUGCAAAGGUAAUCGCUAAUUCCGCGCAUUCACAAUGAUUUUUGAAGGGCCCAUUGGCUAAUACGAAAAUCCUCAGUAUUUCUCGUAUUCUCGGGACCCUCUUCCGGGCCCCAUCUUGACCGGACCGGGUCGGCCUUCCGAUGCGGGGCAUUGCCGUUAUCCAGCCUGCGCCGGGUGAGAUUCUGAGGACGCCUAUAUCGGAGGGCCCUGGCACGUACUUAUUUCAGACGUAUCCUGUCAAAAACAGACUGAUCCACUGAGGAACCUAGACUGACGUUUACUCUUUACCUUUUCGAAAGUGCCAGAACAAUCCAUUUGCCCAAGGUCUCCAUCCGCCCUGGCAUUCACGAUGUCUACUAGUGAGAAGAGCCCUUUCUGGGUCGAGUCCGAGGAUUGGCAUACUGCCGGCGAACCUUUCCGUAUCGUGGACAGGCUGCCAAACGGUUAUCUACCCGAGGCCCAAACCGUAGCCGAUCGUCGUUUCGCAGUUAUCAAGACUCCUGGCCACCCGUUAGAUGAGCUUCGCCAAUCACUAUGCCACGAGCCCCGCGGCCACGCGGACAUGUACGGAGGUUUCAUCACGCCGCCUGAUGAUUCUGGGGCUCACUUUGGGGUCAUGUUCUGGCAUAAAGACGGAUUUUCGACUGCAUGCGGGCAUGGAACUAUCGCCUUGGGAUACUGGGCUGUUACCAAGGGACUCGUUGAAGCACCCAAAGAUGACGGAGUUGUCGACGUCAUCAUCGAUGUUCCUUCUGGGCGCGUGGUUGCCAGCGUAGGCGUUAAGCAGGGCACACCUGUCUAUACCGACUUUGUUAACGUAUUGAGCUACCAACUUGUCAAGGACCUGGAGGUCCAGAUCCCGUCUCAUCAUGCAACUAUUCACGUCGACCUUGCCUUUGCUGGUGCAGUCUACGCUACGCUGGAUGCAUCUCAGAUCGGACUUAUGGUGGAGCCUGGCAGCCAUCAAGACUUUAUCAAACUUGGCAGAGAGAUCAAAGCUUCCAUCGGUGGCAAGGCCAACUAUGGCACCUACGAUCUAUAUGGCGUGAUCUUCUACAACGAAGAAGGCGAUGUCAGUAAAGAGCGAGACGAGGUGAAACAGAGAAACGUCACCGUCUUUGCUGAUGGACAAAUUGAUCGUUCUCCGUGCGGUUCGGGUACCUGCGCAAGGCUUGCUGUGCUGCUUGCGCAGGGCAGGAUAGCACCGGGUCGCUCCAAGCUUAUGCACCAGUCCAUCGUUUCUACCCGCUUUCAAGCCGACAUUGUAUCCGAAGAGACAAGUCCCGUGGAAGGCUUUCCUGCCUGUAUCCCACGCGUCCGAGGUCACGCCAAUCUGGUCGGGCGGAUGAACUUCUACAUCGAUCCUUCUGAUCCGGUUUACCCCGGCUUUCUUCUCCGCUAAACCAUCGACGCCAC